Messenger RNA from Xiphophorus hellerii (green swordtail), 12544 nucleotides. It is a transcript of the gene camta1a, whose product is annotated as calmodulin binding transcription activator 1a. Gene Ontology annotation, biological process: regulation of transcription by RNA polymerase II. Bases 1806 to 6920 code for a protein of 1704 amino acids. Gene Ontology annotation, cellular component: nucleus. The transcript has 19 exons. Gene Ontology annotation, molecular function: protein binding; transcription coregulator activity; double-stranded DNA binding. The record is from RefSeq and is a predicted model, not a curated record. NCBI's taxonomy places the organism in Eukaryota, Metazoa, Chordata, Actinopteri, Cyprinodontiformes, Poeciliidae.
AAUAUUUGGGGACUGGGGGGUUCUAAUGACGUCAGUGUUCAAUAAAUAAUUUUUUUAUUUUUGUGACAUUUAAAACAGUGGCUGACAGGUUUCAGUCCAACAAAAUCCGUGAUAUUGGGUGUAUACACGUAUUUGUAUUUACCUUUUCCUUUCUUGUUAAAAUCUCUGCAAUGACAUACAGUAUCUGGUCAUGCAAGCAGCAAGGGAGCUGUUCUUUCAGCACCACCACCUAAAACUGAACUGCAUACAUCACCCUUUAAUACAGAGCUUCAGCUAUAAUAUAACUUCUUCCUCUUGGUGGCUUUGCAUUAUUGUAAAGAUCUUGUUUCACUACAUUUCACGUAGUUUCAGUCCCUCCCAUAUUGAGGACUCUCACUGUCUUCUGCAGCUUCUCGACUCCACAACCAAACGUCAGAACUCCACCAAAUGUUUCCACCACUCCAUGGUUGUCCACAACAGCUCCAUCAUUCUCAAGUCGCCAUCUGCUUGCCCAGUCUACAACACUCCCUGUUCAUGAACACACAAUAUUUUACAAACCAUCUGUUCGACUCCGACUGGACUCUCCUCCAGAAUGCAAGCCUUCAGCAGAUUCUCCAUUCAGAUCCAUCUCUCUUGUCAAAAGCAUCCAUCUUUAUGUUCUACGCCUCUUAACUCCUGGACUGUCCUCAAGACGGUGCUGAACUCAGAGGGCCAAAUUUCCCUGCAUUGUACAUUUUCUUUUGUUUUUCCUUUUCAUUCUGUGUCCUGCUUGUCAUUCUGCAUGUGAAACAUGACAAUAUAAUAAUACUCUCACCAGCUUCAUCCUGCCUCUUCAAGAGGUCUUUAGUUUUUGUUCAGGGGUGAAUAAGCACAUUAUGGACCUCAAUAUGUUCUCCUCUGGGACACAUCCAGUAUUUCUUUCUGAAUUGUAUAAUGACUGGAAAUUCCCAUUUUGUUUCUUCUUGCAUAUAAUUGUUUGAACAGAUGAAAGUGGCACUUUUUAGUUAUCUGUCAAACGUACUCAAGGAUGAAGCAGACUAGUGGAUGUCAAGAAAUCCUUUCCAGUGACAUCCACAGUUAUGACACCAUUUAACUCAUAUUUGGAAUAAACCUAUGAGAAGCUUAAAAAGUUCUGGCAUCAUUAUGUGGGAUUUCAUAAAUUCUGAAAUGGCACAGUAACAUGUCAACUUUUGAAUUACACAAAAGUGAUGAAACUUCUAUAAAGCAAACUCUACAUGUAUUUUAGCAGCCUGUAGAAAAUAGAAGUAGGAAAAAUAUAGUCUAAUUUAAUGCCAGACCGAUAGAAAUGUCGAGUUUCGAUAUUCGUUAUUGUUUUAUAUGGACUGUAGUUUGUUCACAUGUUUAAGGAAGGUGAAUAUUUUUCUAGUGAAGGGAUCCUACCCUGUUACUUCAUGACACUAAAGAGUUUGGUGUCUCUUUGGAUUGACAACCUACAACCUCAAAAUAAAACAUUCAAACUAGUUUUGACUCAAUAGGUUAUUCAAAAAGCAUCGGAUAUACUUUUAUUUAUUUUUCUUUUACCCACAGUUUUAUUAAAAGCAGCUUAAUUCAGAAAUGCCUUCAAAAUACAAUCAAUAAAGGGGGAAAAAAAAAAUCCCAGCUGGAGGUGCCAAGGUGAGGAGAGAUGUUGUUUUUCAUCUCGGAGCCCCUCCGUCACUCACCGCCUUGCAGCCAAUAGUAAGUUCGCCUUGGUCGGACCGACUCGCCGCGUGCCGCUCCGGUCCCUCCUCGUGCUGUCCUCGCCGUGCACGCGCGUGGUACCCACGGUCGUGAGGAAGGAGGAGGAUGUUGCGCGUGAAGGGGAAAUGGCUGCCGAAAACAAGCCGGAAGGACUGAAGAAAGUUCGUAAUCCGGAUCGAAUGUACAGAUCAGCAGUGUGUUAUGCUGGCCAUGGUCCACCUAAGAGUAUCAGUGAUGACACAGAGACGAACAAUGAACAUGGACAUUUGAAAAUAUACCUGCCUAAGAAGCUGCUUGAAUGUCUACCAAAAUGCACGUCGCUGCCGAAGGAGAGGCACCGGUGGAACACUAAUGAGGAGAUUGCAGCUUACUUGAUAACAUUUGAAAAGCAUGAAGAGUGGCUAACGACAUCCCCUAAAACAAGGCCGCAGAAUGGGUCGAUGAUACUGUACAACAGGAAGAAGGUGAAGUACAGAAAGGACGGCUACUGCUGGAAGAAGAGGAAAGAUGGGAAGACCACGCGAGAAGAUCACAUGAAGCUGAAAGUGCAGGGAGUUGAGUGUCUGUAUGGCUGCUAUGUCCACUCCUCUAUCAUCCCCACCUUCCACCGCAGGUGCUACUGGCUGCUCCAGAACCCAGACAUUGUGCUUGUCCACUAUUUGAAUGUUCCAGCUAUUGAGGAUUGUGGGAAACCAUGCGGACCAAUCCUGUGCUCCAUCAAUACAGACAAGAAGGAAUGGGCCAAAUGGACCAAAGAGGAGCUGAUUGGACAGCUAAAACCCAUGUUUCAUGGCAUCAAGUGGACUUGCAGCAAUGGGAACAGCAGCUCUGGUUUCUCAGUGGAGCAGCUAGUGCAACAGAUUCUGGACAGCCACCAAACUAAGCCACCUCCCCGGACUCACAACUGCCUCUGCACGGGUACCCUGGGUGCAGGGAGCAGUGUACACCACAAAUGCAACAGCGGCAAACACCGCAUCAUCUCCCCUAAAGUGGACCCCCGUUCUGGUGGAUACAGCAGUACACACUCUGAGGUCCAAAACAAUGAUGUGUCUGAAGGGAAGACCGAACACAGUGCCCAUGGUGGAGGAAAAAGCUCUGGGGGAGGAGGAGGAGGUGGUGGCAGUGCCAGAGAGAAACGCAAUGGCAAAGUCCACAAGCCUGUCCUCCUGCACCAAAACAGCACAGAAGUGUCGUCCACCAACCAAGUGGAGGUCCCUGACACCACGCAGAACUCCCCAGUGUCCAUCAGCAGCGGCCUCAACAGUGAUCCAGACAUGGCAGACAGCCCCGUGGUGACAGGGAUGACCCAUGUUCCGUCUGUCAUGUCUGGCCUGUCCCAGAGUGUCUUCAUGUCUGAGGUCACUGGAGAACCUGUCUAUAGCAUGUCUCCAACUGGGGGUCCCAAUGCUCAUCUGAUGGGUGCAGAUGCCACUUCACAGGGCUUGGUGCUGUCCAUGGCCGCUGAACGACACAAAUUUGCCUUCCCCGGAGGAGGAGGAGUAGGGGAACCUGGGACUACCACAGCAGGAGACAGUCUGUCAAUGUUGUCUACGGCGAGUGUGUCUGAAGAACUGGUGCUAACCAGCAGUCUUGAUUCUGGAACCAUCAAGAUUCCAGAGACCAAUAUGAACUUUGAUCCUGACUGCUUCUUGAACAACCCUAAACAGGGCCAGACCUACGGCGGCAGCGCAAUGAAGACAGAGGGCAACUCUUCCUCAACAUCUUCUUCCUCCAGCGGCAGCAGUAGCACCAACGGGAGUCUCCAGCGCUCUCCCAACUUGUCAGACAAUAGCUACCCCUUCAGCUCAGCUCUCGUAAAGAACAUCAAGACAGAAGACACAUCAUUUGAGCAGCAGAUGAAAGAAAGUGGUUACCAGGUUGGAGGAGUUGUGAACUGUGGUGGUGGGGUGUCAUCUGGUGCUGGAUCAGGUCAGGGCAGUCUUAGUCUGACCCCUACAGGCUCACUGCUUCCUUCAGGAGGGGGGCUUAGUCCCAGCACCACUUUGGAGCAGAUGGAUUUUAGUGCCAUUGAUGCCAAGCAAGAAUAUACUUCUAGUGCUACCACAGUGAACUAUGGUCAGGCCAUUUCUAGUCCACAUAUGCAACACCAGAAUCGCUCGCCCAGCUUCUUCCUUCAGGAUGCUUCUCAAACCAGCCAGACGCAGCAGGCCAGGUCAAGCAUGGGCCAGAAAUCACAUCUUAUGGAGCACAACUCCCAUGACUCUGGAGCUUAUAUGGGAUUGCAAGUGGUAAAAUCUGACUCCCCUUCCAGCAAUGGCCACCUUCAUCAUCACCACCAGAGCCAGAUGCAACACAGGGCCAAUUGUAAUGGAGGUUCACCCACAGAGGGGUCCGCCCAAGCGGCUUCUCUCCAGCUGCUGCAGUACCAGGGGCCCUUUCCUGGGCUGGGAACGGAACAUGAAGAGGUUGUUGGUCUAGAACAACCAGGUAAUGUCAACUCAGCUCAGACUGGAGCCACGGAGAAUGGUGGCGAGAACCUCCUCAAGCCAGGGGAUCACAUUCAGGCCUGUGGAGCAGCAAACAGAGAGGGAGGGAGACCAGAGCACUACAUGCAACAGGCUUCAGAUGGUAGCAAUGGAGGGGCAGGAGCUACAGGUGAAGGAGUAACAAUGCAUAAUGGAAACAGUGACGGUAGCAACCGCACCCAGCAGUUACAGCCUCUCCUCCAAGGCACAAGUAUGGUGCAAGGACUCUACAAUGCAGUGGGAGCCCAUCAAGGUCUGACUGGAGCAGCUAACAAUGGAGGAGCUGGUGGAGCUGGCAUGGAGAUCAGUCUGGACCACUUUGACAUAUCCUUUGGAAACCAGUUCUCUGACCUCAUCAAUGACUUUAUCUCAGUGGAUGGCAGUGGAACCACCAUGUCUGCUGGAGGUGCCCUGUAUGCUCACCAGCUAGUCACAUCUCACAACGCUGAAAAUCAGAACCCAGCCAGUGGGCCCCCCCAUCAGGGCCAGGAGGACGGAGGAGCCAGAGGCUCGGGCUACAGCCCCUCAGAGCUCUGCCUUCAGCCUUGCUGUAGCCCUCAGUCGCUAAGCGGAGGCGCAGGAGCAGGAGGCAACACCGGAGAAGCUGGAUCGCUGUCCUACAUGAAUGUUGCAGAGGUCGUCUCUGCAGCUGUUGCCCAAGGGGCUUUGGGGAUGUUACAGGCCACAGGUCGUCUCUUCAUGGUCACUGACUACUCCCCUGAGUGGUCCUAUCCUGAGGGUGGAGUGAAGGUGCUGAUCACUGGUCCCUGGCAGGAGGCCAGUUCAAAUUACAGCUGCUUGUUUGACCAGAUCUCGGUUCCGGCCUCGCUCAUCCAGCCAGGGGUGCUGCGCUGCUACUGCCCAGCUCACGAUACAGGCCUGGUGACGCUACAGGUGGCCAUCAGUAAUCAGAUUAUCUCCAGUUCUGUGGUGUUUGAGUACAAGGCUCGGGCUCUCCCAUCACUGCCAUCCUCUCAGCACGACUGGCUUUCACUGGACGAUAACCAGUUCAGAAUGUCAAUCCUGGAGCGCUUGGAGCAGAUGGAGAGGAGGAUGGCAGAGAUGGCCAGCCACCAGCAGACAAGCAGUGCGGGGAGUGGUGGCGCUGGAGGAGGAGCAGGAGGAGGCGGAGGUGGGGGAGGAGUAGGAGGAGGGAGUGGAGGAGGGGCCGGAGGAGGGAACAAUAGUCAGUCACAGUGUGCAUCUGGCCAGACGCAGGCCAGCAGCUCCUUUGAGAGCCGUGUUGUAGUGGUCUGUGAGAAGAUGAUGAGCAGAGCUUGCUGGGCCAAGUCCAAACAUUUAAUCCACUCCAAGACCUUCAGAGGGAUGACACUCCUUCACCUGGCUGCUGGCCAGGGCUAUGCCACCCUCAUUCAGACACUCAUCAAAUGGCGCAAUAAGCAUGCUGAUAGUAUUGACUUGGAGCUGGAAGUGGACCCUCUAAAUGUUGAUCACUUUUCCUGCACACCUCUGAUGUGGGCAUGUGCGCUUGGUCAUCUGGAGGCAGCAGUCGUCCUGUAUAAAUGGGACAGGCGGGCCCUUGCCAUCCCAGACUCCUUGGGUCGUCUGCCCCUGUCAAUUGCUCGCUCUCGUGGCCACACCAAGCUGGCUGAGUGUCUGGAACAACUGCAGAGGGAAGAGCAGCAGCCGCCCGCCUCUCUACCGCCAACCACUCGGAUGUCUUUCUCCCCAGCCCCCGAUGCGCCCACCUCCGAUAGCUGGAUGGUCAGCUGGGCAAACGACAGCAUAGUAGCACCUGGCAGCAAGAAAGGAGGUCCUGCUAACACAAUAACCACACCCAGCACCACCAGCCCCAACCCAGAUUUAAGAAGGCCGAGAUCAGAACCUUCUAACUGCUACAGCAGCGAGGGCCAAAGAGAUCUCCCGUUGGCUAAAAAACAUAAACCUAACCCGGAAUUAUUUCAUAAUCGACCCGACAAGCCCAUGUCUGUUCCUCUGAGCCUGGAGCAGCAACAGCUCCACAAACUGUCCUCCAGCACCAAGAGCAUGUCCGCGGAGGGCCUGAGCGCUGACAAAAGUCUACCAACAGGAGGCAGCACUGGGACAACCAGGUGGAACUCCAGAGAGAGUUUCUCCCACAGCAGCAUGGGGAAGAAAGCGCUUGGCAUCAGUGGAGGCAGCAGUUUAGGAAAGGAGAAGCUGGUCAACCGACUGCGGCAGCGGGAGCAGCUGGGCAUGCUGGUUAUGGCGGACAGAGAAAUGGCAGAUUCAGAACUGCUGUCGUAUCGAGAGGACCUGGAGAAUCAGGACUGUCUCACGCAGAUGGAUGACCUACAGGUAAACAUGAUGACUCUGGCAGAACAAAUCAUUGAAGCAACACCAGAAAGAAUCAAAAGGGAGAACUUCAGCGCUGCAGACUCUGGGCCUUUAGACACAUCGGCGGUCAGCACCACCAUGAACUGGCUAGCCAGCUACCUGGGAGACGUAGAACAGCUGUCAAGCAUCAUACACCUACGAUCUCUGUACAAUGAGCCACUGACACAAUCAUCUAACCCUAACCUGAGUCCUCGGGGGUCUCCGCUCAGAGAGGGCCCGUUGGAGAGGACUGCGGUUCCUUCCCCGUCCGACUGGAGUGAGUUCAUCAACGCCUCCAACAGCAAAGUGGAGCGAGACCUGGCCCAGCUGACUCUGUCAGAUCCAGAGCAGAGAGAGCUGUACGAGGCUGCCCGAUUGGUCCAAACUGCCUUCCGCAAGUACAAGGGUGAAAGAAUUGAAAAGGGCCAGGGAACAUGAGACCCCUCAGAAGAGCCCCCUUGCGAUGUGACAUCACUCUCCUGACUCCUCUUUUCUUUUUUUGUUUGUACCUGAGACAUUUUACAAGAGAACAGAACAAAAAGAAAAAAACAUCGGGUCAAGCACUGCUAUUAUUACUACUACUAGAGCAGUGUUAAUGGUUCAACUGCUAUCACGUUGUAUGACAGCUUUUUUUUUUUUUUUUUUACAUGUUUAUUCUUUCCACUGACUUGGUGACUUCAACAGCAUUAUGAACUCAAAGAACUGGGGCAACGGGUGCAGAACAUUGGCUUCAUGGCAUCUUUUGCACUUUUUCAUGGACUGCUUUUUAUUUUUAUUUCUUUUUUUAGCUAUGGAGAGGUUUUGGACAGUGAUGAGGGACGACGGAGGACAGGCGGUCGGUCAAACGUGAAGAUCUCGAGAGAUGAAAGUUAGGGCUGUUGCAGAAAAUCUCAAAGGACAAGGAGACCAUGCAGAAACACUCUGGGUUCUCGUUGUAUUUCAUGGUUAUUUUUUAAGACCAAUAAAUUCACUCAAAGACAGAUUUUUCUUUUUUUAACACCCACACAUACCCCACCCACUUUAAACCCAAUGCUGGUGAUUUAACAGUAUCCAUUUAAACUUAGUAUUCUUUCCAGUCCUUCUUUGCUCGACCCCACCGGUCCGCCCGCCUGGCUGGAGCUACAAAUGAAUGUAGUGGGGUCCAAACAUUCAUGCUGAAGCAGAUUGGGGAUAAAACAUGUUCUUUUAAAAAGAUACUAUGCUUUAUUGUGUAUAUAUAUAGUCCCUUUAUUACUUGAAUUUGUUUCAUAAUGUCCAAUGUACUCCUUCCAUCAUGUCCAAUGUAUUGGUGAGCUGUAUCAGGCUAUAUGUUGUUAAAUCCUACCAAGAAAAAAAAAAUGCAUGACUUCUAGACAGAAAAAGUCUUUGCUUGUGUGUUUAUGGUCUAGCCCUUCAGUCUUUCUUCUGAUUUUUAUUUUAUUUCCACAUUUCUCUUCAUAAGAGCCGUUAUUAUUUCUGUAAUUAAGCUAAUAUCCGUGUUCUCCCAGUUAUUUUGUUUCCUUCUUGGUUCCCCUCCCAGAGGGGAGCAAAAUGUCAAUUUUUUUAUAAUUUUUUUUGUGUUGUAACUCUUGUAGUCAUGCAGGUUGUUAUUGUUCUUUUGAGUUGAACUCCGGAGCCUCUGCAGGCUUUUGAGGGGAAAAUCACAUACAUUGCCUUGACGUCUUAGAGAUUCUUUGUGGGGUCCCUAAGCUUGUCCCAAAAUAGGGGUUUGACAAAUCCAUAUUUUUUGACAAUUGAGUGAUUUCUGUAUAUAAAAGAAGGCUGCAAGUAUGUAGGGGAAAAAUGAACAUGUUCCCUUACAGGGAUUGUAUUUUAGAAAUAUAUUAUUUUAUUCAUUAAAAAUGGGUCGAAAACAGGUACAAGACAAAAACAGAAUAUUUGUAUAGUUUUGGUUGAAUGCUUAAGAAGUAUGGUUCUAUUGUUUGUACAUAGUGUAAAUAUCUGGGAUAAAGAUGAGCUAAGUGCAUGAAAAGUAUGAACAGAGUUAAAAGGGGGGAAAAAACUAAAGCAGUAGUGGCUAUGCUCUGUAAAAUUAAAAAUAUUUCACUAUUAGAGUAUUUUACUUUAUUUUGAUUGUUCCGGAGACAAACAUUUUGCUAAAGCAUGAUAUUAUUGCAUAUGAAAAAGUUAAAAAAAAAUAAUGUAUUUAGUGUUAGGAGAGGUCUUUAAAAAUUAUCUUAAAUCCACUAUAGUUACUUUCAUUUUUUUGUCAUUAUCUGUUUGGUUUGGGCUCCCAAGAAACUUUUGCCAAUGGUGCCAAGGUAUACGAUUGCUAUGAAGCUUAAGAAUUUAUUUAAGUCCAUUUUUGCAGAACAGAUAAUCAUACAGUGAAAUACACUCAAAGGAACGAAAACCAUAACAUCCUGACUGACUGAGGAUUGAAGAAAACAUAACUUGUAAAGGGACUCAUUUUCAAACGAAGGGCAUUUUAGUGCAAGUUCAUUAUAUUUCCACCAUCCAGAUACAUCGUAGGGUUCUGUUCAUCUCCUAAUAUACCACAUCAGAUAUGUGCUUGAUUUUUGUUGUCAGUAAAAAUGGAAUGUGACGAUCAUAGAGGUAUCUUGUCUGAACUCAAAGAUUGUAAACGGAUGCCUUUCCCAUUUGGAUCCUGACAAAGCAAACACAGGUGUUGCUGUUUUUAUCACUGAAACAGACUGAAUUCAUCACCUCAGCUGUGCAACCUGACGCACCGACCUUUGAUUUACGAUUCAUAGAUUGAGAUUUGUAAUAUGGAAACGACGGUGGUUUGACCUUUUUGCACAGCAUGUGUGUUUUUUUUCUUUUUUUUUUAGAAAUGUUUCCAGUAGCGAUUGCCAAAGGCAGAUGUAUCCUGCAGUGUUGUCUUGGUCUUUGUGUUGUGAAAUAAAAAAAUAGAGCCAUGAUAAAUAAGUUUUAAACUUCCCAUCAGAAUUGUAAGCUAUGUAGAAUUCAACUGAAAAACAAAGACUUUUUUUUUUUUAAAGUGAUGAAACUGAAUCAAAAUUUGGUUCAACAUCUUGUCUUUAAAGACAAAUGUCUUCAAAUCUCUAAAUGUAUGGACUUAUCUUUUCCACAGUCCUCGUCAGAUGAAGCCACAGAUUUUCUGCUGGGUGUAGUUCAGGACUCUGGCUAAGUCGUUUCAAAAUUAUCUGAAGAAAAGCAACCCCACAUCAUAAUGCUGCCAGACCCAUAUUUUACCGUGGGAUACUUUUGGGGACCUGUAAUGUUCUUUUUAUGCCAUGCAAACCUUUUGGAAUUGUGGCACAGAAGUUACAUUUUUGUUCUUUGUGCAAAUAAAUAAUCUCACAGAAGAUUUUUAGGAAGCUCUUAACCAGGACUGGAUGUUUUAUUUGACAGAAACCCAUACUGUUUACAAACUCUACCACCUUAGUGAUGUUACUGCCUAUAUUUUCUUCAGUUACUUAUCACUGCCCUCAUAGCAAACUAGUUUUUACACAGUUAUUCUGAAAAUUUGGCAAAUUAAGGUUUAACAAUAUUUUAUUUUUGCACAUUCUAACAUUUCUUCUGGCAUAAAGUUUUGAAGUAAAAUCAAAAGGUGAUUGGAAAAAGUCUUACUUUAAGGUUGUGGAAACACUCAUGAAACCCGGUUAUGAUGGAUUUUUUUAACAAUAACGUUGCAAAACUGUUUUUCAGUUGAAUUUUACAAAAGAUGGGUUACAUUAGAGGAUGGGGAAGUUUAGAAAUAUGCAGCAUGGUCUAAUUUUUUUACGUCACGCAAACAUGGCUUUUAAACGAGGUCGAGUGAAAGUUUAUGAGAAGGAUGUAUUAAACAAAAGCUGGAGUUGGAAAAACUACAAAAUAAACUGUCAAAGAUGCUCAUGUGAUUCUAGGAAACACUGGAUGAUCUCAGACGUGUCCAUGAAAAGUCAAUAAGCUAAACAUGACUGUAAUAUAUUUAUGUGUAAAUUAUAGCACUAGCCUCUCUUGUGACACACUGGACAAUAUCAAAACAACAUAGGAUGCUUAGGAAAAUAAUUAGAGCCUUUUAGGUGCCUAUUGGCUGCUGUCUAAUUCUUAUUCUGCCAGAAAGUGUACUCUGUAUCCAAACAUGUGAAAAUUCAGCCAAGUGCCACUGAAAAACUUGAUUUUCAUUUAUUUAUUUUUAACAUCAUUAGGAUCUAUAGAUAUUUCUCUGAUGUUCUGGAACAACUGGUUGUUGUCGUGCUGUUUUCCAAAUCACCUGAUGUGUAAACUUUAUUUGCAAUGUUUAUGUAGAAAGUGCCUAUUCAUGUCCUCAUAACACCUGUUGCAGAAUGCAUUCAGUGUACCUGAUCUUGAGGGAGUACGUCACACAAUCGCACCAUUACACUCACUCCUCUGCACAGUAGAAGUGGAGCGCUCCAGCUUGUCCGCGUUACGGCUUUAUUUUCAUUUUUCUGCCUCUUCCAUUUUCUACUGGAACAGCUUGACUUUUUUAGAAACGCCACGAUCGGGGUUUGCUGCCUUGCGCUCAUCCUCCUGUUUGUGGUCAGAAUGCAUAGCCAAUGCAAUGUUUUGGGGGGAAAAAAGUGGGAGAAGGAUUUAUAAUGCUUGCAUGGUAAAUAGUUAACUGGGUGACUGAGCUGCACCUAAAGCAUGCUUAUUUUCUUUGGACUGGUAGUCAGAUAGACUUGAUAAAGACAUAAUGUUUGCAAAACAGUAAGCAGCUGGUUUGGUGUAUCAUAGAGGGGAGAAAUGUGAUUGUAGGGGAGACAAAACCUGCAAACGAAGCCAAUGAUCAGCACUUGGUAGCUACGGAUGUUUUCAUGGCAGAGCAUGAGGACAGACUUAUAUUUCGCAACAAGUUUCUUAGAUGUUUCUUUUGCUUUUAUUGUUCAUUUAGACUCAGUCAGUGUACCACCAAACUCACUUCUAGGACAGAUGGACACAUAAGCAUUUAGCGUUGGUUGACCUCCCUUUUGUAUUUUACUCAGGGUGCCAAAAUGGGGAGGAGGAAACAGAGCAGGACAUGCAUUUCACGUCAGAGGAAGCUAAAACCCGAAAACACAAAUGGUUAAAACACAUGGAACUGAAGGUUUCAUUGUACAAUGUUUAAAGUAAAUUAAUACAAUAAAUUUCGUCUUACUAACCUUGAACAGGUGGAACCCUGAAAUGGACUCCAACCCUAUGUAGCUCUUGGAGAUGAAUGACUUUUAUGAAGAUCUGCAUUACUCUUUAGGCCUUUAAUUUAUUUAGGUGUCAAACUGUAGAGGGUAUUUAAGAUUAGGUGUAGUUCUAUGAAAACUGCAACUACAAAUCUUGUUUUUUACUGCCAUUUCUCGAGGGUGGAGUGACAGGCACACUUGUUUAGCACACAGCGUUUAUCAGUUCUAAGAUGUUCUGCAAAUUGACCUGAGAAUCUGCCUUUCCUCCUCUUCCUUUUUCCGAAGCACCCAAACCGCAGAAAGGUAGGCGCAUCAGGGCAACAGAACAGAAACCAGUUCAGCAGUAUGAUCCACGUGUUGACACAGCAAUAAAGAAAUUAUUUUGUGGAGCCCUACCAGGCCUAGCAAAGUUUAAAAAUGACUGGACACGUGUAGUCGACUUACUCUUUAUGCAAAUGCCAGUAUUGCAAGACAAGCAUUCAGUAGUUUAUUGACAGCAAUUAUAUGGCACCCUUUACCCAAUUGCACGUUUUCAUCAAUUCCAAACUGAAGAGAAGAAAAAAUAGCCCUGCUUUGAUAGAAAGUCAUGGGUUCUCGACACUUUGCAUGUGAACUAGUGUUAGAUCUCUUUUCCUCUCCUCUAUAGCUGUCUUUCUCUCUGUCUUUCCCUGUUAUGUGACCCGAGUUUUCUCCUCUCCCUGCCCUUAGAAAAAAUGUCCAUCUCCUCUCGGUUCUCCUAAUGUGUUAUGCUUUCCUCCUUUUUCUUCCCUUUUCUUGUUUGUAAGUUUUAUUUUUGUAAUUGUGCAUGUACAAGCGUCACUGACUCAAUGGAUAUGUUUAAAAAAAAAAGAGAUUUCUGCUGCUGAAGCCAUGCAAAACAUUUUGAAUUGCCCUUAAAAUAUGGAAGAUGUUUUCUGAAUGCUUUAUAUUCUUUCUGCUGUAAAAUAAUAAAAAAAGGAGAAAAUGAAGAAAACUUGA